GGCCGCUUCCGCUGGGUUCCUUGAGGCGUCUCGGCGUUUAGACUCCGCUUUCUCGAACUAUUUGGAUCGUUCGAGGCGUAAUGGCACCGGGCGAGCAAGCAUCCGGCGGUGUCCCCGGAGGGGCCGCCACGAACCCAGGCCGCUUGUAGGGAGGAGAGGUCUUUGACGGCCGUCGCCGUGGCGGGCGGCCUGCGCCGGCUUUCUCGGAAGUCCCAGCCCCUGCCGAGAGGAUGAGUUCGGGCCCCGCCACUUCUUUCAAGAAGCGGCACCUCUGGAUGUACCUGCAGGCCCUGGGCUUUGAUCCGGGCCUGGCCACUGCCGCCUCCGGAAAGAUUGUGUCGCACACGCACCUCGGAGUGAACAUGUUUGACAAGCUGAACCGUGAUGCCUUUCAAAUAGUUUCUUAUUUUUUAUUUCAAACACUGGACGAGUCUCUUACCAAACGAGUUUUCAAAUUUUGCUGGCCUCCAUUUGACCAAAAAAGUGAUGCGGAAUUUCGUAAACAUUGCUGUGAGUGGUUAAAAAAAAUUUCUGCAGAAUGUGGAGGUAACUUUCCUCAAGUGGUUGGCUCACUGUUUCUUUAUCCUGGUGGUCCUAAAUUUAUUCAUCUGAUGUAUCAUUUUGCAAGAUUUGUUGCAAUAAAAUAUAUUGAAACCCACUCUAAAAAUUCUUCUCUUUAUUGUACUGAAAACUUUAAAGUAAAGCAACAUGACAUGCACAAGUGCCUUGCCAGAUACCAUGUAGCACGUAACAGAUUUUUACAAAUUUUGCAAAGACAAGAUUACAUUAUCCAAAAGUAUCAAGAAAAUGCACAAAUGGAACCCUGUGAUGACCAAAUUAAUAUACAUGAGAAAAUUCAAAAGGUUCAGUCUUUGUGGACUUUAGUGAAUGAAACACUCAUACUUUUAGAAAAAGAAAGAGAAGUUGUUAGUUCAGUUCUUGGUCUUGUCAAUCAUUAUGCUUUAGAUGGAACUGAUGUUGUUCUUAAUAUUCCAAGGCUUUUACUUGACAAAAUUGAGAAACAAAUGGGUCAGCUGCACAUAGGAAAUGUUUAUGAGGCUGGAAAAUUGAACCUCUUAACUGUUAUUCAGUUGUUAAAUGAAGUUUUGAAAAUAAUGAAUUAUGAACGUCAUCAGGCUGAUCAAGAAAGAUUGACAAUAGACCUUCACUACCUUGAAAAAGAGACCAAAUUCCAGAGGGAAAGAUUGUCAGAUCUGAAGCAAAUGAGGUAUAAAAUAAAGGAAGACCUCACAGAUAUAAGGCAUUCUAUUACUGAAAAGCAAAGAGAAUGGCAUAAGAAAUGGGAAGAAAGCCUUGGCCUAUCUCCUUUCAGUCUAAUUAAAGGUUGCACUCCAGCUGUGAAUCUCCUACCACCCAUGUCUCCCCUUUCAUUUGAUCCUGUCUCAGAGGAAGUGUAUGAAAAGAGUAUUCUGUCUCAGUACCCUGCUUUACUUCCAGAUACACAUAAGCAACAUAAACAAGAAAAUGGUGACAUUGAAUCCCUGGGAGCUGUGUGUGAUCUAGGCCAUAAUAGCACUGCCUCUUUCCUGUUGCAACCCAUUUCAUCACCAGAUAGAAGUAGUACAAAGGAUAUAAAAAUGAAAACUCCCAAAGAGAAAAAUGAAACUCUUUGUAAGAAUGUACCAGAAUUUGAAUUGGAAGUCUCCUCCGUAUCAGACAUUGUAAAAAAUACAGAUAAUAGUCCAUCUGAACAAUCUCUGCCAGCCAAAAAUAGUGAUCCAUUCCAAAAAGAACAAGAUCAUCUGGUAGAAGAGGUUGCCAGGGUAGUUUUAUCUGAUUCACCACAGCUUUCAGAAGGAAAAGAAAUAAAAUUAGAGGAACUAAUUGACUCUCUAGUUUCUAACCCCUUCUUAACAAGGAAUCAAAUUCCCCGAACUCCAGAAAACUUGAUAACUGAAAUUAGGAGCUCAUGGAGAAAAGCUAUUGAAGUUGAAGAUAACAGAAGUGCACAACCAAUUCAGAUGGAUAAUGAACAUACAGAAGUAUUGUCAGACUCUUCACCUGCAUUGUGUAAUCAAAGGGAAUUUAGCAUGGACAUUUUUUUCUCAGAUUUUGACCAAUCUCAUUUUCCUGAAGAGGAAGUUGUUUCAGAUUGCCUCAGGAGCAUGCCUCAAAAACAUGUGACCAGUCAUAUAGGUGAACCCUCAACAGAAGAUCAGUCAGAUUUGCUAAAUAAGAAAAUAAUUUAUAAGCAAGAUUUAGAGAAUACAGCUUUACUAACCAAGGUCUUAGAAACUAGCCAAACACAGACAUUCUCCUCUGGUAUAGGCAGUAGAGAAACUAGCCAAACAGAGACACUCUCCCCUGUUGUAGGCAGUAAAACAGAUAGGAGGGAUAGGAGUAAAGGGGGACAUAUUAAAAUAUUAGAUCACUCACAAGCUUCUUAUAUUGAACCUUCUGUGCAUAAAAUUAUGCCAUGGAACUCUUUUCAGAUAUCAAGUCGAGUUAAUUCUAAAAGUCUUCAGGAUACGGACUAUAGCAUUUUAAAUGAGACUCUUCCAGAAGUUGGUCGCCUAAGUCUUAACAGCUCUAGGAGUUCUGAGAUCAAUUUUAAGUUGGAACCAGAUAGUCCUGUGUACAGUGGCAUUUUACCAGAUACUGUGGGAAAAAGACAGACUACUCCCAGUGGCAUUUUACCAGAUACUGUGGGAAAAAGACAGACUACUCCAGAAUCAGAUUUCAAUUUACAGACUAUUCGAAGUAAAUUUGAGGUUCUGAAGAAAUCUCUUUCCAAAAUAAGAGAAGACUCUCACCUCUCUAAUCCCGAAACACUUGAAAGACACAAACUAGAAUUGUUCCCUGUAUCAAAAGACAUACAAGCAGAUAAUAUGCUAAACUCUUUGGAUACUCAUCAUUUGCUAACUGACUGUACAAAGCCAUCUUUAUCUAUGUCUUUUGGUGAAAGAAAGCAGUCUCUAUCACCGAAGCUUUUUCUGGUGGAGCAAAAGUUGAGGAACACAGUACCAUUUAGUCUUGGAUAACUUCUAAUUUAAAGAAAAUACUUUGAAUAAGAGCCUUGAUGCAAAAGAAUUUGACUUGAAGCAGUAACCAGUUAAUUUUAUGAUGUACUUCCAUUGAUACACUUCCAUGUCACAGAUUUAUAACUUAAGUAUGUCCUAGAUGUUUCACACACCAUAUUCAAGGUCUAAAAAUCCUAACUACCUCUUGUUUGGAUUUUUCUGUGGAGAGAGAUGAUGUAGUUGAAUUGUCAGGUAUUUGCAAAGGAACGUCAAGUUAUGGGAAGCCAUUUUGAUUUUUUAGAUAAUCUGUAAGCCUUAAAUUAGUGACAAAAGUGGUAGCUUAUUAGGAUCCAGUUAGUGAACAUAAGGAUAAGAGUUUUUGAUGUAUUUUCACUAAGUGGUUAACC
Molecule: messenger RNA, 3388 nt
Organism: Dipodomys ordii (Ord's kangaroo rat)
Lineage: Eukaryota; Metazoa; Chordata; Mammalia; Rodentia; Heteromyidae
Gene: Haus6
Product: HAUS augmin-like complex, subunit 6
Biological process (GO): spindle assembly
Cellular component (GO): mitotic spindle microtubule; HAUS complex
Molecular function (GO): microtubule binding
Source: RefSeq, a predicted model, not a curated record